AUGAAGGCAGGCACCUCAAGAAGAGGCCAACUGAGUUUUGAGUUAAUAAGGUCUUGCAGCCCUUCGAUGAAAAUAAGUUCAACUUCACUGAGGUUGGGCCAGAGGAAGUCCUCUUUCAAUUUGAACCAAGCAUGGAUAAUGAAGUCCAGUUCUUUCCAAAUGCACCUAUUCAUAUCCAGCAUUCUCCUAGCGUUGUCGCCAUCAAUUUACGUUUCUGUUCCUUUGGUUUUAUCUUAUUCGAAGGUCAGUCCUGUUGAAUAUGGACAUGUCUUAAUUCCUCAGACUCUUGAACGCUUACCUCAAAGGAUUGACCGGGACAGCUUCUUGCUUGCCCUCUACAUGGCUGCCGGAGCCAAAAUCCCUACUUCCGCUUGGGUUAAAAUAGCUUGGGUGCAUUUGCAACCAUCAACCACCUUCAUUUCCAGCCGACAGGUCUAUUACUUAGCUGUGACAUUACCCAUUGAAAUGGCUCCCACUAGGAAGAUAACCACCAGUAGGGGUGUGAAAAUCUGUGAUAUUCUUAAUUAUCCAAUCAGAGGUCUUGUUUUCGAGUGUGGAAAUACUCUGGAUGAAUUUUCGAAUGAUGUCUCUGACUCCAGCAUUUGCUUGCAAGACAACAACAUUCCGUAUAAUGUUCUUAUUGCUGAUUCUGGAAGACGAAUUUUCCUCAUCCCACAGUACUAUACAGAGAAACAGGCUCUUGGGGAAGUGAGCUUUGAGUUCUUAAACACUCAAGUUGAUCCAGCAGCUUGGGAAAUUACUGGACAUAUCACUCAUAUGGUACUCAAAAGGAAGGAGGACUAUGAGAAGGCCUCCGAGGAAAAUGCUUGGAGGCUCCUAGCUGAGGUUUCCUUGUCUGAAGAGAGACUCCACGAAGUGAAGGAGCUACUCUUUGAAGCCAUUUCUUGCAGUAUGGAGGACAAUGGUGUUACCCAAAACAUCCUCAAAGAUUCAGACAUCGGCCCUCAAUCUCUUGAAGACGUGGAUUCCUUUAAAGGCGCCCAUCGUGCUAUAGUGUUACGAAGUUAA
Fraxinus pennsylvanica is the source of this 1029-nucleotide messenger RNA. The record is from the annotation of a GenBank genome assembly. NCBI's taxonomy places the organism in Eukaryota, Viridiplantae, Streptophyta, Magnoliopsida, Lamiales, Oleaceae.